Molecule: messenger RNA, 1644 nt
Organism: Penicillium cataractarum
Lineage: Eukaryota; Fungi; Ascomycota; Eurotiomycetes; Eurotiales; Aspergillaceae
Product: cytochrome P450
Exons: 2
Coding region: 1-1644 (547 amino acids)
Molecular function (GO): iron ion binding; oxidoreductase activity, acting on paired donors, with incorporation or reduction of molecular oxygen, reduced flavin or flavoprotein as one donor, and incorporation of one atom of oxygen; heme binding
Source: RefSeq, a predicted model, not a curated record
AUGUCCGACUCAAAAGCGUAUCUCAACACCUCAUCUUCCAGUACCCCUAACAGUGUCCUCAUGCAAAGCUGGUUAGUUCCAGCCAUUUUGGUACUCGCCGUCGCGGGGCCUCUGCUUCUCUCCGUCUAUUCCACUUGGCGUCAUGCCCAGAGAGCUCGCAGAAUAGGCUGUAGAGAAGCACCUCUCUAUCCCAGCCAGGACCCUUUCGGUAUUUCCACCCUUCUCGAAAACCUUGAAGCCGCGCGACAGAAGCUGCUCCCACAACUAGCUGAGAGGCGGAUGGCUUUCCUAUCCCGUCAGCAUGACAGAUACGUUUCUACCUUUCGUAUAUGCCAGGCUGGUCGGGAGAACCUGUUGACGGCAGAUCCCAAGAAUAUCCAGGCUAUGCUGGCGACUCAAUUUAAGGAAUUCGGUUUAGGUGAUGUGCGUCGCAAUGUAGCUAAUCCUGUUGUUGGUCAUGGAAUCUUUACUGCGGAUGGCGAGAGUUGGUUGCGUUCCCGAUCACUGCUACGGCCCCAAUUUACGCGGGAUCAGAUGAGCAAUCUUGACAGGGAAGAACGCCAUGUUCAGAAUGCGUUGCGUGCCAUUCCGAUACUGUCUGAUGGUUGGUCCUCUGCAGUGGAUAUUCAAGCCAUUUUCUUCCGUCUUACCCUUGAUUCGGCCACAGAGUUCCUCUACGGUAAAAGCUGUGAUAGUCAGAAUGCUGCUCUGCAAAAGGAAGUGGGACAGGCCUCUGAUGAUACCUUUCUCUACGGGUUUGACCGGUGCAUGUGGUAUCUCGCAGAGCGACUCCGGUUUGAGCGGCUCUACUGGGUCAUCUACGGUCGAGAGUUUCGGAAGUGCAUCAACAUUGUGCACUCCUUCGUGGACGAAUAUGUUCACUCUGCGCUGAAGCAGGCGCAGGAGCAAGAAGAUGAAGACCAGGGCGCCGAAAAGCUUAAAUCGCAAUACAUAUUCCUCAAAGCCUUGACUAGUACUACUAAAGACCCCGUCAGGUUGCGCGAUGAAUCUCUAAACGUCCUACUGGCAGGCCGUGACACAACAGCUUCUCUACUGAGCUGGACGAUCCUCCUUCUCGCACGACACCCGCACAUCUUCGCAAGACUUCGAAUGGAUAUCCUCGAACAAUUCGGUACUUACGACCAGCCACUUAACAUGGACUUUGCGUCAUUGAAAUCCUGUCAGUACCUUCAGCACUUUCUCAAUGAAACCCUUCGUCUCUACCCGAUUGUGCCCUUCAACCGCCGUUCCGCAAUCAAGGAUACUACACUCCCUCGUGGCGGUGGGAAAGACGGUAGCUCCCCCAUCUACAUUCAGAAGGGCCGUACCGUCAUGUAUAGCACCUACAUCCUCCACCGUCGAAAAGAUAUCUGGGGGGAGGAUGCUGAAAUCUUCAAUCCGGACCGGUGGCUCGGCCGGAAGGUCACCUGGGAGUACAUUCCGUUCAAUGGGGGACCCAGAACAUGUAUUGGACAGCAGUUUGCUUUGAUGAGGUCUAGUUAUGUUCUGGUGAGAUUGUUGCAGAAGUUUGAUAAGAUUGAGGAUGUGCACUCCGAGAGAGAGAUUCGUUACGGCGUUUCACUUACUUCUUGUCCAGCUGAUCCCGUGACAGUGAGAUUACAUCAGGCGUCGAUGGAGGCUUGA